CAUCAAUUUCCCGUUUAUUUAUUGGAGGAAGGAGAGUAGGUGGUACCAUUUAAAACUUACGUCACUGCUGGUGAAAAAAAAACAUUUUCUCUGAAGAUCUCCGUUUCACGUCUCGAGUCAACAAGAGGACGAUUUAUCCACUUUUCUGUAUAUUUCAAGGUGUUUCACUGCUACGGAAUUUUCACGAUGACGCAUUAUCUCGAACAGUUACGCGGGGUAGGGUACGUUUCUCUGAUUAUCUUUCUUUCUGCCAUCACUAAUACGGUGUCUUCAAUCAUCCAUUAUUCUGUUCCCGAAGAAAUGGAGCAAGGAUCUGUCGUUGCAAAUUUAGCAACUGAUCUAGGGUUAGACGUUAAGACACUGAAUGAAAGAAAAAUGCGGCUAGAUGUUGUAGCUAACAAGAAAUAUCUUGACAUUAAUAAGGAAACGGGGGAGUUGUUCAUUUUAGAAAGAAUUGACCGAGAGUCUCUAUGCCCAUCGAAAACAACGUCAUACUGCGUUCUCAAAUUAGACGCUACCAUUGAAAAUCCAGUACGAAUGUUUAAUAUUGAGGUGGAAAUAACAGACAUUAACGAUAAUGCUCCACAUUUCCGGAGGGGAACGAUGCAUUUGGACAUUUCAGAAUCAAGUCCAGUUGGAGAGAGAUUCUCACUGAAUAAUGCUGCAGAUCCAGAUGUUGGAACAAAUUCUGUAAAAACUUACCACCUGAGCACAAGUGAACAUUUUGCACUUGAAAUUCAGACCGGGAGAGACGGGACAAAGUUUGCAGACUUGAUUUUGAAAAAAUCUUUAGACAGAGAGCAGCAGACUGUCCAUAAUCUAAUACUCACUGCUGUGGACGGUGGAGUGCCCACGCGCACAGGUACAGCCAGCAUUAUUAUUCGUGUACUUGAUGUGAACGACAACGCCCCUUCAUUUGACAAAGCAAAAUAUGUCGUAAAUGUGAUGGAAAACUCUCCAAUUGGCAGUCUAGUAAUUAAACUGAAUGCCACUGAUUUAGAUGAAGGGUCCAAUUCUGAGAUUGUUUAUUCAUAUAGUUUGUAUACAUCAGAAAGGACCCAAAAGAUGUUUAACCUGAAUCAAGAAAAUGGUGAAAUCAGAGUGAAAGAGAUGAUAAAUUAUGAAGAUUUAAAACUUUAUGAAAUGGAAGUUAUAGCCAGCGAUAAGGGGCCUAACUCCUUAUCUGGACAGUGUAAACUUACAAUACAGGUGACAGAUAUGAAUGACAAUCACCCAGAAAUUUCCAUCAAAUCAUUUCAAAGUCCGAUAAAAGAAAAUACACCCACAGACACAGUGAUAGCUGUAAUUAGUGUGAGUGACAAAGAUUCAGGUGAUAAUGGAAUAGUUGAUCUUCAUAUUGCAGAUAAUAUGCCUUUCAAACUGAGGGAGUCCUCUGAUAACUAUUAUGAAUUAUUAGUGUCGGAGCCGUUAGACCGUGAGAAGGUCCCAGAAUAUGACAUCACUUUCACUGUGACAGACAGAGGUUCUCCUCCUUUAUCUGACAAUGAAACUAUGACCUUAGAGCUGCUGGAUGUUAAUGACAAUGUCCCACAGUUCCCCCAGUCAUUUUAUACUAUACGAGUCAUGGAGAAUAAUGCACCUGGAGCCUUGCUCAGCUCCCUCACUGCCUUUGACCCUGACCUCCAUGAAAACCAGUAUCUAGUUUAUUUCAUAAUAGAGAAGGAGAUAGCCAACACCUCCAUGUCCAUGCUGUUCUCCAUUAAUCCAGAGAACGGUAAUCUUUAUGCACUAAAAACUUUUGACUAUGAGAUCGAGAAGGAGUUUCUGUUCCACAUCGAGGCCAGAGACUCUGGCUCUCCUCCUCUCAGCAGUAAUGUGACUGUCCACAUCAUUAUUGUUGAUCAGAACGACAAUGCUCCGGUUAUUGUGUCUCCGUGGCGUGCACACGGCUCAGUGGUGGAGGAAAAGAUCCCCAGAUCCACUGAUAAAGGCUCCCUGGUUGCCAAGGUGAUAGCUUUAGACACAGACUCUGUUCACAACUCUCGGAUCACCUACCAGUUUCUACAGGUGACUGACACCACCUUGUUCAGUCUGGACCAAUACAAUGGAGAGAUCCGCACUAUGAGGAUGUUCAGUUACAGAGAUCCACGCCAUCAGAGACUGGUUGUUGUUGCAAAGGACAACGGUGAUCCUGCUCUCUCUGCUACAGUCACCAUCAAGCUGACCACAAUGGAGACUGCUGUUAAAGCCUACUCUGACAUGACUGAGGAGCCUCUGGAAUAUGACAUCUUCUCAGACAUAAACCUGUAUUUGGUCAUCGGUCUGGGCUCGGUGUCAUUUCUGCUGCUCAUCACCAUAUUGGUCACCAUCGUGAUCAAGUGUCAGAAACCCAAGUCCAGCAAAGCAGCUCCUCCCUCCAGGAACAGUGUGAUCAGUGAGAGGAACUCCACCAUUGCAGACUCCACUCUGGUCUCCAACGAUGCCUACUGGUACAGUCUGUUUCUAGCAGAGACCAGGAAAGGAAAGCUGGUGGUUAGACAGCCUCUGCCAAAGGGCUCCAGAUACAUUGUGUCCAGCAUCCCGAGAGGGACAGGCCUGACAGAGACUAGUGACUCAGCAGCUUCUACUCUACAGUACCCUAAAUGAAGGAAGUCCACUCUGCAGUUGGAGGCAUCCACCACCAGUAGCAGCAGUUCCACAUAAGAAGCCCCCUCCUGCAGUGUACCGACAAGAAUAGCUUCAUAGAAGAAAGAAGACCCCCCCCCCCCCCCCC
Molecule: messenger RNA, 2734 nt
Organism: Archocentrus centrarchus (flier cichlid)
Lineage: Eukaryota; Metazoa; Chordata; Actinopteri; Cichliformes; Cichlidae
Product: protocadherin alpha-C2-like
Exons: 3
Coding region: 187-2607 (806 amino acids)
Biological process (GO): homophilic cell-cell adhesion
Cellular component (GO): plasma membrane
Molecular function (GO): calcium ion binding
Source: RefSeq, a predicted model, not a curated record